ACCCCGCAUUUCUCUCUCCUUCUCCCAUCUCCUCGCCAGCUUCUCACUGCCGCUGCUGCUGCGGCCUCCGACGACGCUCAAAAGCUCAGCUACGACGUGAUACGGCAUGCCGCGCGAGAACAGCUUCAGCGACUCGGAUGGCCGCUCGCUCACUCCAGACCUCGACGAAGGGCUCGCAACAUCCCCUGUCUACGACGGCCCGACUGCAGAGAAGCUACCAAGCGUGCGCCCCCAUGUCAAAAAUGAAGACAUACAAUCGUCACCGUCGCUCAUCAACACCUCCCCCCAGCAGACUCGCCGGUCGCGAGAGGCCAAUGCGACCUCUCCAGUCACGUCCCCGCUCGGGGCCCCGCCUCCUACUAGCGCACAAAGGCCAUCAUUCUUGACGCCAGCGGAGCGAUUCCGUUCAACUGUCCGCAAAGUGAUGGCGAUGCGGCGGACAUCUUCGCUGAUGGUCCGCCGCGGUGUCGGCGCCGAGCCUGGUAUCGACCCCCGCCGCGCAUCCGCGUUCCUCAGCUACGGCCACAUCCGGCAGCAAUGUCUCAUCGAGGUCAACGACUAUUCAACGAUGCGGACAAGCUUUGGACGGAUGACGAACGCGGAGUUUAUUCGUCUGCUCGCAGACAGCAGCGCUAGCCGGAGGGAGCCGUGGGUGAAGGUUCGCUGGAUCAAUGUGGGCGGUAUCAGCUGGGACGUCGUCAGCGCGUUGGCGCUCAAGUACGACAUGCACCCCCUGGCGCUGGAAGAUGUACUGCACCAGCGCGGAAACGCCCGAUCCAAGGCCGAUUACUACAACAAGCACCUCUUCCUGCGUGUCCUGUGUCAUUCCCUGUCAAACGAUGAUGAUACCGGCGGCCCUAACAUUUCGCACCUUCCCCGUUCGGAGUCGCCCACAAACAUGGAUGAUGACGACGAAGAGGACUCCGAGUUCCAGUUCGGCAAGUCGGGGAAGGCCGCCGAGACCGACGUCGACGACGAGCGCACGAUGUACGGCAGCGCGAACGCAUCGCGCUUCUCCACCCAGCGCGGUAACGGAAACACGCUCCGCCAGCGCUUCGGCCGCGCGGACGUCGAGAGCCCGCCUGCGCCCAAUCUGGCGCGGUUCGCAGGCUUCGAGGAGGAGGUCAAGGCGAACAAGGACGCGCGCAACCGCAAGCUGCUCCGCGAGCUCAAGCGCGGGGACCGCGUGAACGUGAACAUCGCGCCGCUGUGCAUAUUCCUGAUGCGCGACGGGACGGUCAUCUCGAUGCACAAGGACAACACCCUCAACUUCACUGCGCCGAUUACUGAGCGAUUGCGGCAGCGCGAUACCGGUCUGCGUACAACUGCAGAUCCGUCGCUGCUGGUCCAGUCACUAUUGGAUCUCGUCGUGGACCAGGCCUUGGAGGUCGUCGACGAGUACCAAGGCAGGAUUUUGAAAAUCGAGCAGGCUGUGUUGCUGAAGCCGAGCAUGAAGACGGUCCGUCGGCUGCAUAUCCUGCAAGGCGACCUCAUUCUGCACAAGCGAACGCUCGAGCCUAUCAAGACCGUCAUCUACGGCCUGCGGCGGUACGACGUAGACCGGGUAAUGGCGCUCAGGGAGCACGUCGACCCGAACGCGAAGGUGGAAGGGUACAUGAGCCACAAAGCCAAGAUCUACCUCGCGGAUGUACACGACCACAUGGAGUAUAUCUUGACGAGCCUCGACAUGAUCGCGGGGAUCACGGACAACCUGAUCAACUACACGUUCAACAUGGCGUCCUAUGAUAUGAACGAGACGAUGCGCCAACUCACUCUCGCGACGAUUAUCUUCCUGCCGCUAACGCUGCUCACGGGUUACUUUGGAAUGAACUUCGCCACCAUGCCGUCCGUCCAGGAUCACAGCGACGCCUUGUUCUGGGAGAUUGCGAUGCCUGUAAUGGUCGUAGUCGUGGUGCUGUUCAUGCAGAACGACAUCAAGCGCAUGAUACACUACCUGAGCAAGCGCAUGACGCGUCAUCGCAUCAAGAAGAACUACCGCCCCAAGCGUGCCUAGGGCUUCGGUCCAAGUGCCGACCCCUGUCGUCCUUGUCUAUUCGCUGUUAGAUUAUAUCGUCGCUGUUGCUGUGCGUGCUCUCCCCCUCUCAUUACGGAUCCUUGGUUGGCGUCGUUUGAGUAUAACCAUCUGUGAAUAUGAUACCUGUAUGUGCAUACCGGAUACUAACGAUACUGAUACUCUGGGCCGGGCUGCCCUACAUACACCGCUCCCUCCCACAUCCCACGUUCACGAGUUCCCCUGUCGUCAUUACAUUACCAUCUACCCGAUUUUACGAUCGCUGUCCCGCUCAGUACAAUAUAUUAUGCGACGCCGUGCCUCACGCUCCUUGCUUUGUAACUAUCCCCACGGACACACUACAGGAACGUGGUUAAUCC
This is a messenger RNA of Trametes versicolor FP-101664 SS1, 2391 nucleotides long. RefSeq lists its product as uncharacterized. Gene Ontology annotation, cellular component: membrane. The transcript has 11 exons. Gene Ontology annotation, molecular function: magnesium ion binding; magnesium ion transmembrane transporter activity; cobalt ion transmembrane transporter activity. Bases 107 to 2014 code for a protein of 635 amino acids. The record is from RefSeq and is a predicted model, not a curated record. NCBI's taxonomy places the organism in Eukaryota, Fungi, Basidiomycota, Agaricomycetes, Polyporales, Polyporaceae. Gene Ontology annotation, biological process: transmembrane transport; metal ion transport.